Messenger RNA from Salvia miltiorrhiza (redroot sage), 2341 nucleotides. RefSeq names its product UDP-glucuronate 4-epimerase 3-like. The transcript has a single exon. Bases 667 to 1962 code for a protein of 431 amino acids. The record is from RefSeq and is a predicted model, not a curated record. Lineage: Eukaryota; Viridiplantae; Streptophyta; Magnoliopsida; Lamiales; Lamiaceae.
AAACAACAAAACCCUCUCUCACUCGUGUUUGCAAUUUAAUCAAAUGAGAAGUUUUUAUUUUGCGCAUUUGAAGGAGAAAGCAUAGUCGAAAAUGCAUUAACUUUACUAAUCAUGUUUAAUUAAUUAAGACUAACAAAACGCAUUAAUUAUAGCUGCAUUUGGACUCUCUUAAUAAAAAUGAUUAGUCCACUCUAACUCCUCAAUUUUAGUCCAUUUUAUUUUAAACUUCUUCAAACCCCAUCCUUCUCCCUCCUCCAAAUCCCUUCAUUCUUCUCUUUCCACUCACUCAUUCUCUUUCUCUCUCUACAAAAAUCCAAAUCUUUCUUUUCUGCAUUUAGCAAAACCAGAAAAGAUCUUCGGAGAGGAACCCAUCUCUUCAAGAAACCUGAUUCCACAUCAAUAAAACUGUAUUGCUAGAAUUUCGAAGAAACCCUUUUGAUUCUAUUUUUUCCCCCAAAUCUUUGAUGCCACAUUCAUCGGAAACAAUAAAAGAAAAACGCAGAGAGAGGGGAGCGAAGCAAAAGAUCGAAAUUUGAUUGCCCCCGGUUCCUGAUUUUUGGGGAAUCCGAGAAAUAUCUGCAGAUUGGAGCGGGAAAAAAGGGGUGAAUUCGGAAGUGGGGGGAUUUCUCAAAUCUUUCAAGAAUUUUUCAGUGGAUUGUGUCACAGAUGAAGCACAUUGACAGCCCAUCAACCCCUGGGAAAUUCAAGAUGGAGAAAUCUCCGUACAAUCGGCUGCGGCUGCAAUCUUCAAUAGCUAAGCUCACUUUUUGGUCUUUUGUAUUUCUUGGAAUGAUAUUCGUAUUCUUUUAUAGAUCACCGUCUUCGUCAAACCCCGCCCCCUCAGAUCUUUCUAGAAGGUCCCUUAGAACUAGCUCAUAUUCAGGCCCUAAUUUCGAAAAAAGGGUUAGACAAUCUGCUAAACCUAGGUCAAGACAUGGAAUGUCUGUGUUGGUCACAGGGGCUGCUGGUUUUGUAGGCACUCACGUCUCCGCCUCGCUUAAGAGGCGAGGUGAUGGCGUUUUGGGGCUCGAUAAUUUCAACAGUUACUAUGAUCCCUCGCUUAAGAGGGCGAGGCAGGCUCUGCUAGAGCGUAGUGGGGUGUACAUUGUGGAGGGUGAUAUCAAUGAUGGUGCAUUGCUGGCUAAGCUGUUUGAUAUCGUGCCUUUCACUCAUGUUAUGCAUCUGGCAGCGCAGGCUGGUGUGCGUUUCGCCAUGGAGAACCCUAGCUCGUACGUGCACAGCAACAUUGCUGGCCUUGUUAGUGUGCUCGAGUUUUGCAAGAAUGCGAAUCCUCAGCCUGCUAUAGUUUGGGCAUCGAGUAGUUCAGUGUAUGGACUGAACACGAAGGUGCCCUUUUCCGAGAGGGAUAGGACUGAUCAGCCUGCUAGUUUGUACGCAGCUACUAAGAAGGCCGGCGAGGAGAUUGCACACACGUAUAAUCACAUAUAUGGGCUUUCGCUGACGGGGUUGAGGUUUUUCACGGUUUAUGGACCUUGGGGCAGGCCUGACAUGGCUUACUUCUUCUUUACUAGGGAUAUCUUGAAAGGGAAGUCUAUUCCGAUCUUUGAGGCGCCUAAUCAUGGCACUGUGGCGAGGGAUUUCACCUUCAUCGAGGAUAUAGUGAAGGGCUGUUUAGCUGCGCUGGAUACUGCCGAGAAGAGUACUGGCAGUGGUGGCAAGAAGAAGGGGCCAGCUCAAUUGCGUGUUUAUAAUUUGGGGAACACGUCUCCUGUGCCUGUGGGGGAUCUUGUGAGCAUUUUGGAGAAGUUGCUUAAGGUGAAGGCAAAGAGGUUGGUCAUGAAGUUGCCGAGGAAUGGGGAUGUUCCGUUUACACAUGCUAACAUAAGCUUGGCUGAGGCGGAGCUUGGCUAUAAGCCUACAACGGAUUUGCAUACUGGGUUGAAGAAAUUUGUUCAAUGGUAUCUCAGUUACUAUGUUGAUGGCAAGAAGAGCGCACAGUGAUACAGUUUUUUUUUCAUGAAUUGUGCGGUAGGAUCGUUCUAUUCUUGUUCAUUUCGAUUCAUAUGAUUGUUUUCUGAACUAUUUUGUUCACCCCCUCCGAUUAUCUUGUUAUCACAUAUCUUGAUAAUGUCAUAUAAAGAUAAUAUCCAUGAUCCGACGAUGAAGAAGCUCUUUUGGUUAUUGGGCUUUGUUCCUUGGUGUUCUGACCUGCAUUGAAGCACAAAUCAAAUCUGGUCUCGAAUAGGAUUGUGAUUGUUGUAACUUUACCACUGUAGAAUUCCUUAUUGAGAGCAAUUUACUCAUUGAUGGACAUGUAUCAUUUGGAUCCAAUUCAAAUAAAUAGCAGAGAAUAGUAUGACUGCUAAUCCUUCCACAUAAA